AUGCAUUUAAAAAAAGUUGUAUCAAAAUUAAGAGAAUUGAAAGUAAAGUCAUUGGAAAAAUUUUCAGAUCUUUUAUAUCAUUAUGCCGGUUAUGUAUAUGAUAGACCUUAUACCUUUAUAUUUGGUAGUUUAUUUUGUUCUUUAAUAUUGACUAUGGGUUUUUACUAUAAAGAACAUGAGAAAGAUAUUUAUCGUUUAUAUUCCAUAUCUAACUCGUAUGCUUAUGAAACUAAUGAAACAAUCAAUGAUUUUUUUUAUAAAAGUAGAAAAUCAUUUAUUUUGAUUGAAUCUAACUGUAAUUUAUUAGAACCAGAUAUAUUAAGAGAAUUAAAAAAAUUUGAAGAUGGGAUUAAAGACAUAAGAGUAGAUUUAUCAGAAGUAAAUGAAUGUAAUAAAAAUUCUAAUAAUAUAGAAGAACAAAAUGAAGCAGCUAAAGAAGUAUUCCUAGCAUUAUCUGAAAAAAAAAAUGGACACACGAAAAAAUUGAAAAGUUAUGAAAAAAAAUAUAAUUUAAAUAUUAUGCAUGAUAAUCCUGUUGAGGUGAAUAAUGAAUUAGCAAAACAUAAAAUGAAAAAUGUCAUGAAGGAUAGUGAUUAUAAUGGGUUACAAAAAAAUGAAAAACAGAAAGAGGAAGAAGAAGAAGAAGAUCUGUUAAAUAGUUCUCUUUCAAUUAAAAAUAACUCUAUGCUAAAAGGAAAUGCUCUUUUAGAUAGAUCAUUUAAUAUUGAUUUAUCAGAUUACAAAAAUGAUAUUUUUUAUCCUUAUUAUUAUAUACCUCCAAUGCUUAAUAAAAAAGAUCGCUGUAAUUUGCAAAAUGUUUUCACAGAUAAAAAGUUAAACAUAGACCUAAGAGAAGCUAGUGAAGAACUAAAAAAGCAAAUAAAGUAUGGUUUAGAAGAUAUAUGUGAAAAAAAGAAUAAUCGAUGUAAUAUUAGUUCAUUAUUUUCAUAUUAUGAAGGUGGGAAUGCAAAAUUAGAAAAUCCAAUAAAAAUAGACAACUUAGAUUUUUAUGUAAAUAGAAAAACAUUUAAAGAAAUGAUGUUUAAAGGAAUAUUAGGUAACAUGCAAUAUACAAAAAAGGGUUCUAAAUAUAUAAUUACAUCUGCAAAUGCAAUUUUAUCAACAAUCCCUUUAUUAGGUUCCUAUACAUUUGAACCAUAUGUUUUAGCUUAUGAAAAAGAGUUAAUUGACUAUGUACGUUUUUAUAAUUUAGAUGAUAAAAUUAUAAAUAAAAAAACUAAUGAUGAUAAAAGCCCAUUCAUUCGUUUUCAUAUAUUUACUGAAAGAAGUUUAGAAGAUGAGGUUGAUAGAAUUUCAAAAAUUGAUAAUUUAACUCGAUUACUAUUCUUAAUUGGAGUUUUAUUAAUUUUUUUAUAUGCAUUAUUUAAUAAUGUUACUUCUGUUUUAUAUAGAAGUAAGCCAUUGUGUGCAGUCAUGGGAAUCUUUUGUGGAUUUUUAGGUUUUCUUGCAGGUUCAGGUUUUUUAUAUUUUUUAGGAGUAAAAUCAGUACCACCUGCAGAAACUGUUCCAUUUUUAGUUAUAGGAGUAGGAGUAGAUGAUAUUUUUGUUAUUUUAAAUUCAUACUCUCUAUUAUUUAUGAUUAAAGAUGACAAAAAAAGAAUUCAGAUAUGUUUAAAAGAUAGUGCACUUGCUAUAACUGUUACUACUUUAACUAAUAUAAUUGCUUUUUUAAUAAGUGCUAUUUCACCUUUUUAUUCUAUAUGUAGUUUUUCUCUGUUUACGGCUAGCUCAUUAUUUUUUGGUUAUGUUAUGGUUUUAACUUUUUUCCUUAGCUUUUUAUGCAUAGAAGCAAAAUUAGAAAAAAAGAAGAAAAAUAUUUUUUCAGGAAUUCUUAAUCUUUUAUGUUCUCUUUUUAAAAAAAAGACAGAACAAACAAACACAGUUACAAAUUUACAACAUGAUGAUGACUCAGCAAACAGGCCAAUUGAUUACGAAAAUAUUUCUAUAUAUGAAUGGAUACAUAACUUAUAUUUAUUUGAAGAAUCUAUUAAUAAGAAAAAAAAAAAUACAAUUUAUUUAUCGAAUGAAAGAAGUAGUAAAGAUCCAAAUAAUGAAAAUAUGAACGUACGUGAAAAUUUGCCAUCAAUACAUAUUAAUGAAAAAGAGAUAGAAAAAAAAUCGAAUGAAAUAAAUGAUUCUAUAGAAGAAAAUAAAGGAGAUAAAAAUAAAAAUGAUUUUGGCAGUGAUAUAUAUGAAGAUAUUCAAGAAAAAAAAAGCAUCACAGAAGGUUAUUCUAUUAACUUUAAAGAAUGUUUAAAUAAUAAUGCGAGUGUUCACUUUGAAAUGUGUAGCAGUAUUGAAGCUUCUACAAGAAAUGAAAAAUGUAUAAUAAAUGAUAUGGAAAAUGAUAUGAAAAACAAACAAAAUUGUAUUAAUAAUUUGUGUGAUUCAUCAAGUAAAAAUUAUAUGUCAACUAAUAAUGAAAAAGAAAAAAAAAGUAUUUUACAUAUGUUUAGAAAAGAUAAGAAAGAAAAGGAUAAUAUUUGUAAAAAAAUGAAAGAUACUAUUGAAGGAAAUGAUGAGGUUCAUAAAAUAGAAGAAAAUGAAAAUUUUAAUAAAAUUAAUAGCUCUAUUGAAUUAACUACAAAAGAUACAUUUAGUAACAUGAUUGAACCUAACAAAAAUAUAUACUUAUUAAGCUCACAUGAUAAUGCAUUAUUUUAUAAAUAUAUUUAUAAAGAACCAAAGGGUAACAUCGGCAAAUAUUUUAGAUCUAUAAUCAAAAAUUAUUAUGUACCCUUUUUAUCUUCUAAGUUAGGUAAAACUAUUGUGUAUUUUAUAUUUUCAUUUAUAAUUGCUUUAUCUAUAUACGGAUGCACUCUUAUGAAAAAAGGAAUCAAAUAUGAUAAAGUAUUUCCUACAGAUUCUUACGUUCGUCAAUUUACUUCUGCAAAAAUCAAAUAUUUCCCUCAUUUUGGUGAUCUUAUAGAAGUAUAUUAUUUUGAUAAAGAUUUCAUAAGUAAAUAUAGAAAAUUAAGAAAUGAUACACCUACAUUUUCGUCCUCUUAUCUAUAUUCUGAUAAAACUGAUCGUGAAAUGAUGAAUAAUCCUAGUAUAAAUAAAAAUGUACAUUGGGAAGAAAAUGCUAUACAAAGAGAAUUAUUAAAUAUGCAUAAAAACCUUGAAAAUCAAGAUUUUGUUUCUUCAGUUUUUAAUGGAUUUACAAUAUUUUUAAACAAGAAUAUUGGUUAUAUGAAAAAAGAAACUCCUGAAGAAUUUUACAAUAAAUUCGUUAAAUGGAUGAAAAGUGAUUUUUUAGCAAAACUAUUUAAAGAUGAUUUUAUUUUUUUAAAUGGUAAGUUAGUUGCAUGGAGGUUUCAUUAUUUUCAGCAAAACAUAGACGAUAGUGAAAUAUCAUCAAAGUGGCUAAAAGGUUGUAAAGAAAUUGCAAAAAUAAAAGAUUACAAUGUUCAAAUGGUAUGUUUUCAUUUAAGUUCAAUUUUUAAGGAGACAGAUGAAGCAAUAAUAGAAGUUACAUUAAAAAAUUUAGGAAUUACUAUUAUUACUAUAUUAAUUGUUACUGCUUAUAUUAUAAAAGGAUUUUAUUCAUGUGUAAUAAUUGCCUUAAUUAUUUUCUUAAUUGAUUUAUGUAUCUUUGGAUUUAUGUGCUUAUUUGGAAUAACAGUUAAUAUUAUUUCAAUGGUUAUUUUAGUUCUUUCAGUUGGUUUCUCCAUUGAUCAUACAUCUCAUAUAGUUCAAGCUUUUACUCACAGUCUAGGAAAGACAAGGGAUGAGAAAAUGAAGGAAAGCUUACAUUUAAUGAUAGGCCCUGUUUUACACAGUGGAUUAUCAACGUGGUUUGUCAUAAGUACUUUAUUUUUUUCUAAUAAAGAUUUUACUGUUAUUUUCUUUCAAACAUUAAGUUUGGUUUUAUUCUUUUCUAUAAUUUUCUCUUCAAUGUUUUUGCCUGUUCUUCUUUCCAACUUUGGUCCACUCUAA
Molecule: messenger RNA, 3960 nt
Organism: Plasmodium gallinaceum
Lineage: Eukaryota; Apicomplexa; Aconoidasida; Haemosporida; Plasmodiidae
Product: lipid/sterol:H+ symporter, putative
Exons: 4
Coding region: 1-3960 (1319 amino acids)
Cellular component (GO): membrane
Source: RefSeq, a predicted model, not a curated record